CCAAAGCGCACAAACACUUGGCGCUGCGAUGGAUUCUCUCCUUCUGGCUAUGGGCUGUGGCAGAGUGAAAUAUGAGUGUCCUAAUAUCGACCUCCACGCAGCACCUCCCGGUAAAGCCUACAGCGAUGGAUAGUUCAGUGAACAGCCCCUCCUCAUCAAUGGCCAAGCGUCCCUGUCCUUCCCAAAUCCAAAACCCUAGAUUCCAAAAUCUGAACCAGGUGGACCAGCUCCUCGAAAAUUUCCUCCGCCUUUCCGAAUUCCCUUCCCUCUCCCUCGAUCUCUUCUUGGAGAGGCUUCUCUCUUCAUUGCCCACCGAUGCCGAUCAGACCCUUCUCAUCGAUCGCGCCCUUCACAUGGGAUCCAUGCUUCUCGAUGCUGCCAAACACUCUUCCCGAAAGCGAGCCUCCAAGCACAAUUCUUUGGCGUGGCCUCUCCCUUCUGACCUUACCGUCAAAGUGUUUUCAUUGCUUGAUACCCAGAGCCUAUGCUAUGCGGCAGCUACUUGUUCAAUGUUUAACAAAUGCGCUGGGGAUCCUUUGUGCUAUGAAAAUAUUGAUUUGACAACACAUGUUCCCAAGGUUAACAAUGCGUUAGUUUCCAGGAUGAUUCAGCAAGCUGGAAAGGCCUUGAGGUCUCUUAGGCUCGGUGUAGUUGCUGGUGCUCAUGCGUCACCAGGAUCCUGUCAGCCAUUGGUUUAUACCAUCAGAAAUGCUACUGUAGAUAUAUCUAACUUUUCAUGGAAUGACAAGAGAUCUCGGCAAGGGAGAGAGUCAUCCAUUCUGACUAGAUCCUGUUUAAACCCUUUAACCGGAUGCGGUGGUGCUCCAGGGACUCUUCUGAGAAAGUUGCACUUGUACAAUAUUGAAAGAAUGGAUAAUACAUCCCUUUCUGCGGCGUUAGCAGCCUGCCCUUCUCUCCUUGACCUGGAAAUAGUUGGACUUCAUGUAGAACUGAGGCAAACAUUAAUGUCAGUGAGUACGAGCUGCCACUUGAUUGAGCGAUUGUUUUUUGAGUCUUCAAAAACAGGCAGAGACGACAGUUUGAAAAUGCAAACCUGCUUUCUUCUUGUUAACAGUUGUCCCCAUCUAACUUCUUUGUCCCUUAGAGGGUUUAAGUUACAUGAUUGUAAAGUUCGCAUACUGCUUAAGGGAUUUCAGAAACUGAAAUAUGUUGAUUUUUCAACAUCCUAUUCAAUCACUGGAAACUUUUUAAGAAACCUUGGAAGUAGCAAUGGAGGCAAUUUGCUUGAGGUAUUGAUUUUGAGGGACUGCAUGCAUCUGAGAGAGGUGGAAGUUGCUAGAUUGUUGGCAGCAAUUCUUGCAGGAGAUUUCAAAUGUCUUGUACAUCUUGACAUAUCCAAUAGGGAAGGCUUAGCAUCCGAGGGUGAUUGGUAUCACAGGUGCUGCAACUCCAGUAUCAUGCCUAUUAAACAUGUUUUGGAAGCAAGGCCUGAUUUGUGUUUGCUAGCUGAAUAUCCAUCAGAAGGAAGUUACAUUGAGACAUUUGAUGCUGAACUGAGUGGUGAUACGAGUUUCCCGUUACAAUUGAGUUGCCAUACUUCAGAGGAAGUAAAUUGUUUGAGUACAUCUGAAAGCAGCUACAAUAGUGAUCAGGGCAGUGGCAAUGAGGAUGGUCAAGAAGCCAGCUAUGUGAUUUAUGAGGAAAGUUCAGAUGAGAUAGACUUUCUGGCCCUGUAGGGGAUUAUCAAUCUGUGGCAUUAACGGAAGAGGACAAUAAUUUAAGGAACUAGGGAAGCAGAAGAGCAAGAAGGAUAUGGCGUGUGCACUUCUGGGUAGUGAAUUCUGGCAACUUUGCUUUUGUCCUGGCCUUCAACGAAAUUGAUAUUCGUAGAUCUGGGAAUCUUCAUGAAGUUUGGAGGUAUCCGGUUUUGCAGUUGGACGUUGUUCCAUGUGUGGAAAUGUAAAUUUUCUGCCACAUUGGGAGCCUGGUUCUCUUCGUUUCCCGCCUCUCCAAUAAUCCCCCCCCCCCUUUUAAGUUCAUGUUUAUUGAAGAAACCUUUGAGUAUGUAUUUCCUGUGUCCUUCUCAUGUUUUUCUUUUUUUUUGGGGGGGGGGGGUGUGGGGUUUGUGCCUUGCUCCCUUUUAUGUUCUGGCAGGCGCAAAGUAUGAAGAGAUCUGUCCCUUGUGGAAAAAUAAAAUUAGAAAUGGUUUUGAGACU
Messenger RNA from Neltuma alba, 2177 nucleotides. Its product is annotated as F-box protein At4g02733. Lineage: Eukaryota; Viridiplantae; Streptophyta; Magnoliopsida; Fabales; Fabaceae. Gene Ontology annotation, cellular component: SCF ubiquitin ligase complex. Bases 72 to 1697 code for a protein of 541 amino acids. The record is from RefSeq and is a predicted model, not a curated record. Gene Ontology annotation, molecular function: protein binding. The transcript is spliced from 13 exons. Gene Ontology annotation, biological process: SCF-dependent proteasomal ubiquitin-dependent protein catabolic process.